ACUCAGAAGGUCGGUUUAGCGAAAAGAACAGUCACAACUAUACGAGAUCUCCACCGGAGAAAAUUCCGGCGAGCGGUAUAUAUUAAUAAUACCCGUCUCGAUCCAACGGUAGAGAAACUCCAGUGAGGUUCCGAUGAGCUAUGGUCAACCAUCAUUGACUUGGGUCGUUCUUUUGACUCGAUGCAUCUCAUCUCAUCUUCCACCACUAAUUAUUCAAUCACGUUUUCGUUUUCGCCAAGAAUAAAUGCAAAACAUGCAUGCUCAACCCUGUUUCUUUUUUUUUUAACGAGAGCAGAAAAACUUCAUAUAAACCUCAUGGCUGAUCUGAUCACACAACCUCUGUUGCAAACCAAACUCCAACCAUGCCCACAAACGAAACUAAGGCCUCCCCACUUUUUUUGUUUGUCAUUUCUAUAAACACAACCUAGCUCGUAUAACAAGCAAAAACUUCCUAGCUCAGUCAAAUAAAUAUCUCUCAGCAAGAAACAUGAGAUUAUUCUCUCCCGUGUUGCUGUCUCUCUUCUUAUUACUUUCAGCUCUAUGUUCAGCCACCGUGGAAAACGCGGCGGACUGUGUGGCCGUUGGAACGCUGAUAUCCUCAUGCACUGAGUUUGUGAAUUACGGCUACCCGGAUCCUAUACCCGGUUCAAGCUGCUGCGACGCCAUGACACUCCUCGGAACUUACUCUGAUUCUUCUGUCAAGAGAAUGUGGCUCUGUAACUGCUUCAUUGAUCUCAUCAAUGUCUAUAACUCAAACGCCACAGCCAUCUCUACCUUGUCUGGCUUCUGCGGCAUCGUUUUGGGCUUCACCAUCGACCCUAACACCGACUGCAACUUCAUUCAGUGAAGGCAAGGGACAAGACUUUUGGAGGUUCGGUGUUGUGGAUCAAACUGAACAGAUUGUUUAUGAUGUAUUAAACUCAUACUUCUUGUCUUGUUAAAAAACAGUUAACGAACAUUACAUCGGUUAGUUUAGAGUUCGGUUUUGAUUGAACAUUUAAUCAAGUAACAUAAAAGAACAGAGUUGUGUUCCUUCUUAUGCAAGCAAUAGAAACUUGUUAAAAAAAAAAAA
Messenger RNA from Brassica rapa (field mustard), 1072 nucleotides. RefSeq names its product putative non-specific lipid-transfer protein 14. Gene Ontology annotation, molecular function: lipid binding. Gene Ontology annotation, biological process: lipid transport. The record is from RefSeq and is a predicted model, not a curated record. NCBI's taxonomy places the organism in Eukaryota, Viridiplantae, Streptophyta, Magnoliopsida, Brassicales, Brassicaceae.